UCGGCGGAAGUUUUCACUGAAUCGUACACUCGUCGUUCGCUCGGCAGCGAAGACGGUUCGUAGAAAGGAGCUGGUCUCCAACACGCGACGAUUUUUGUACGUGUAGAGCUUGCAUAUGGAAUUGUAAAUUCGUGUGUUUUAUAUAUCAUUGAAUAAAAUGGCAGCGCAAGAUGAAGUUGGUAUUGGCGACCUGGUUCUACUGGACGAGAUCACUGUAGAGAAGGUUGUGGAUAACUUACGAGUCAGAUUUAAUGGUGGUAAAAUUUAUACAUAUAUUGGAGAAGUAUGUGUCAGUAUAAAUCCAUAUAGAAGCAUAAACAUAUACAAUAAUGAUUAUAUCAAUAAGUAUAAAGAUAGAGAGUUAUUUGAGAAUCCACCACAUAUUUUUGCAAUUGCUGAUGCAGUACACAAAGAGAUGAAACAGCAACGACGUGAUACUUGCAUAGUAAUAAGUGGAGAAUCAGGGUCUGGUAAGACUGAAGCAAGUAAAAUUAUUAUGAAGUACAUUGCUGCAGUCACAAAUUUAAGUGGUCAACAAGAAAUAGAAAGAGUAAAAAAUAUUCUUAUUCAAUCUAAUUCAAUAUUGGAAGCCUUUGGGAAUGCAAAAACAAAUAGAAAUGAUAACUCUUCUCGAUUUGGGAAAUACAUGGAUAUAGACUUCAAUUUCAAAGGAGAUCCAAUUGGUGGCCAUGUUACCAAUUACUUGUUGGAAAAAUCAAGAGUUGUGUAUCAGCAGAAUGGUGAACGUAAUUUUCACUGUUUCUACCAGCUCUUGAAUGGCUGUAGUGAAGCAGAACUAAAUAAGCUAAGAUUAGUAAGGGACCCAGCUGCAUAUUUCUAUGUUGGCGCUGGAAAUUGUAAUAAAGCGAGUCCUACUGAUAAAAGUGAAUACAAAACAGUUACUUCUGCUAUGUCCACUCUUGGAUUUACACAAAACGAAAUGCAAACAGUGUGGAAUGUUAUUGCCGGAAUAUUACACUUGGGCAACAUCACGUUUAAACUUGACGAGGACAAGCUCUUAAUUCAGAACAAAACUGCUUUAAAUGAUACAGCAAACUUGCUUUCUAUUAGCCCUCAGGAAUUGAGUACAGCUCUUACUCAAAGAGUAAUAGCAGCAGGUGGAGAAGUUAUGCAAAAAACUCAUACUUCAACAGAAGCGGAAUAUGGAAGAGAUGCAUUAGCAAAAGCAAUAUAUGAAAGAUUAUUUAAUGAAAUUGUAUCGCGUGUUAACGCUGCAAUUAACGUAAACGACAUGGAAACAUAUAAAAGAUACAGAACAGUAAUUGGAGUAUUAGAUAUAUAUGGAUUUGAAAUUUUUGAUGUUAAUAGCUUCGAACAAUUCUGUAUUAAUUACUGUAAUGAAAAGUUGCAGCAGUUAUUCAUUGAACUGGUACUGAAACAAGAACAGGAAGAAUAUAAGAACGAAGGAAUAGCAUGGAAAAAUAUCGAUUAUUUUAAUAACCAAAUAAUUUGUGAUUUAGUAGAGCAAUCGCAUAAAGGAAUUAUCGCAAUUAUGGAUGAAGCUUGCCUGAAUGUUGGCAAAGUUACAGAUGAAAUGCUUUUAGAGGCUAUGGAUCAAAAGUUGAUCGAUCAUAAGCAUUAUUCCUCCAGACAAUUGAAACCAACGGAUAAAGUACUUCAACAUAAAGUUCAGUUUAAGAUCAAACACUAUGCAGGAGAUGUGAUAUAUAAUGUCAUCGGGUUUUUAGACAAAAAUAAAGAUACAUUGUUCCAAGACUUUAAACGCUUACUUUAUAAGAGCAGUAAUCCAAUAAUUAGUAAAAUGUGGCCUGAAGGUGCUCAAAAUAUUCUAAAGACAACAAAAAGACCUUUAACAGCUGGAACACUUUUCCGUAAUUCCAUGAUAGCUCUGGUUAAGAAUUUAACAAGCAAAGAACCGUUCUACGUGAGAUGUAUAAAGCCAAAUGAAGUUAAAUCACCGGUCGUGUUCGACGAAGAGAGAGUAAAUCAUCAGGUGCGAUACUUGGGCCUUGUCGAGAAUGUAUUGGUCAGGCGAGCUGGUUUCGCGUAUCGGCAACGAUACGACCGAUUUUUGAAACGGUAUAAAAUGAUAUCACAGUAUACAUGGCCAAAUUUUAGAGGUGGCACCGACAGGGAUGGUGUGAACACUUUAUUGAACGAGAAAGGUUUUAGUAAUGAUGUGAAAUACGGUCACACGAAAAUCUUCAUUCGCUCUCCGCAAACACUUUUUGCCUUAGAAAAGGCACGUAGCGAUUUGAUACCGGGUAUUGUAAUAUUACUGCAAAAGCAAUGGAGAGGAUACGUAUGUCGGCAGAAGUAUAAAAAAAUGAAGGCUGCGCUCUUCAUAAUGAAAUAUUAUCGAAUAUACAAGAUACGCACUUACAUUAAACAAUUGGUAAGGCUGUUUUGCAAUGCGAAAACGAUGCCCGAUUACGGAAAACGUUUAACUUGGCCUCGCGAAAAUUUUGCUGUGAGACACGUAAUAUCUGCCUUAAAAAUUAUGUAUGGUAGAUGGUGGGCAUGGAUGAUUCUCAGAAAGAUCCCUAGGGAGGACUGGCCACAAUUACGGUUAAAGAUGGCUGCAGGCGCAGUUCUGCACUCAAAACGACAACAUUGGGGACAAGAUAGGCGGUGGGAAGGAAAUUAUCUUUCCAAAUCGGAUGAGAAUCCUCAUAAUAAUAUCUUCAAUUCUUCGAUAAAUAAUCUACGCAACACUGACCGGUUUAAAACUGUCUUAUUUAGUGCAUUUAUUAAAAAAACCAACAGAUUUAACAAACCAAAGGAUCGUGUGUUAGUGGUAACUGAACAUACGAUAUACAAACUUGAUAGUUCUAAAUUCAAAAGUUUAAGGAAAGGUAUGCCAAUAGCUGAGAUUACAGGUGUAAGUGUAUCACCUGGAAGGGAUCAGCUUAUAACGAUUCAUUCCAAUCGAGGAAAUGAUUUCAUAAUGUCAAUUAUUGCGAAGGAUGACAGAAUCGGAGAACUUGUUGGCAUUUUAAGCAACAGAUAUAGUCAAUUACGUUCGGCGGAUCUACAAGUUACGGUUGAUGCAAAAUUUAAGUGUAUGUUAGGAAACAAAAGCAAAGUAUUAAGGGUAAAAGUGCUACCGGAUGUCCUUGAACCGACGUUCAAAAAGGAUGGAGACAAUAUUAUAUUUGCCAUUCCACCAUCGAUUGGGAUAAUUGAUGGGGGUGCUAACACAAGGUUGCAGCUUAGGGCAGCUAGCUAG
This is a messenger RNA of Dufourea novaeangliae, 3211 nucleotides long. It is a transcript of the gene Myo31DF, whose product is annotated as myosin-IA. Gene Ontology annotation, molecular function: microfilament motor activity; ATP binding; actin filament binding. Gene Ontology annotation, biological process: vesicle transport along actin filament; actin filament organization. The coding region runs from base 158 to 3211 and encodes 1017 amino acids. Lineage: Eukaryota; Metazoa; Arthropoda; Insecta; Hymenoptera; Halictidae. The record is from RefSeq and is a predicted model, not a curated record. Gene Ontology annotation, cellular component: cytoplasm; actin cytoskeleton; plasma membrane. The transcript has 14 exons.